AUGACGGACGUUCUCUAUAGGGCUACCAAGUACAUGAACGCAGAAGAUGCGCUGCUAGCCCGCGAGGAAAGGCCUAAGAAGAGGGAAAGACAGGAGGACACGAGACAAGAUAGGGGCCGAAAGGUCAUUAAAACCAGGGAUCAACGUGAUGAAAAGCGCUCCAGACCCCCCGCAGAAAGAUUCACUAAUUUCACCCCGUUAGCCGCCCCGAUCAAUCAAGUAUUGAUGCAAAUCAAAGAUGAAGGAGCAUUGACCUUCCCUGGAAAAUUAAAGGGAGACCCCAACAAAAGACCGAGAGACAAGUAUUGUCGCUUUCACCGGGACCACGGGCACGACACAGCUAACUGUUAUGACCUGAAGCAGCAGAUUGAAGCCCUAAUCAGGAAGGGGAAACUACAGAGGUUUGUCAGCAGGGAAAAAACUGAUACGUCGGAGGAACAGGCCCCACGACGGGAGAACGAGUGCCCUAGACCACCCAUAGGAGACAUACGAAUGAUCGUAGGGGGCACAGCUGCAGCCGGAUCUUCCAAGAAAGCCCGCAAAUGCAACCGGAUGGUCCAUAGCGUCCAACUCAUAGGAUUCGUACCAAAGGUGUCGCGAAUAGAUAACCCCGUCUUAAAAUUUUCAGAGGAUGACGCUCGGAGACUUCACCAUCCUCAUGACGACGCGCUAGUAGUCAGCCUGCAGAUUGGGGAUUAUAACAUGCACCGGGUCCUCGUCGACAACGGCAGCUCAGCAGACAUCCUGUACUAUCCAGCAUUCCAGCAGAUGAGGAUUGACAGGGAACGAUUAUCCCCAACAAACGCCCCACUCGUAGGAUUUGGGGGCACAAAGGUGUUCCCUUUGGGCGUAAUAACGCUAGUUGUGACGGCGGGUGACUAUCCUCAGUAG
Messenger RNA from Quercus robur (English oak), 891 nucleotides. RefSeq lists its product as uncharacterized. The transcript has a single exon. The record is from RefSeq and is a predicted model, not a curated record. The coding region runs from base 1 to 891 and encodes 296 amino acids. NCBI's taxonomy places the organism in Eukaryota, Viridiplantae, Streptophyta, Magnoliopsida, Fagales, Fagaceae.